AUGAAAAAAAAAGAUGUAACAUUUACCAUGGAAAAUAAAACAAUAAACUCUUCAAAAAAUGAUACAAAUAAACAAAAUAAUUUUUCGGAUAAUUUUCAACCAAUUUUUAGAAUUUCAAGAGAGGAACUUGAUAGCCCUGAAGAUUUACCAUUUUCAUUUUCUGAAUUCAUACGGAAGAACGUGAAUCAAUAA
Messenger RNA from Vairimorpha ceranae, 192 nucleotides. RefSeq lists its product as hypothetical. The record is from RefSeq and is a predicted model, not a curated record. Lineage: Eukaryota; Fungi; Microsporidia; Nosematidae. The transcript has a single exon. The coding region runs from base 1 to 192 and encodes 63 amino acids.